AGAGACGCACUUAAACUUUACAUGGAGACUUACUUUAAUGAUCAAAGCACGGAAUGUUCCGCCUCUUCAAACUGCAACGACGGACAAAGGGUUGACCGAUAUGGAUUUGAGAGGACAGAGGAUUUCAACUAUGAAUCCUAUGAGAAGCUGAUGUCCGAGUAUGUAGGAGUGCUCACUAGAAGGUCGAAAAAGUGGUCUAAACUUGUGCAGGGCACUGUCAAAGUGGAGAAGAAUUUAAGAGUGAAACGAUAUGUGAGGAAGGGGGUGCCAUGUGAACAUCGCACUCAGAUCUGGAUGGCAGCUAGUGGAGCUCAGGACCAGCUGAAUAGGAAUCCUGGCUACUAUCAUUCUCUAUUAAAGGCUCAGCAUGACCCUGAGAUAGAAGAGGUUAUACGUGCUGAUAUGCACAGAACCUUCCCUGACAACAUUCAGUUCCGUGACUCCUCCCAGCCAUGUUUACAAAAAGCCCUGUUUAAUGUACUUCUGGCAUAUGCACACCACAAUAAGGAUGUUGGUUACUGUCAGGGAAUGAACUUCAUAGCUGGAUACCUCCUCAUCAUCACUAAAGAUGAGGAGAAAUCUUUCUGGUUAAUGGAUGCUUUACUUGGCAGGAUCUUACCAGACUAUUACACGACAACUAUGAUGGGGCUUAAGACAGAACAAGAGGUGCUUGGGGAGCUUGUCAGGAUGAAGGUUCCUGCUGUAUGGCAGGCUAUGAAUCGGCACAAUGUAAUGUGGACCCUGGUGGUCUCACGCUGGUUCAUCUGCCUUUACAUUGACAUCCUUCCUGUAGAGACAGUGCUGAGAAUAUGGGACUGCCUGUUCUAUGAGGGCUCCAAGAUCCUGUUCCGUGUGGCUUUGACGUUGAUCUGUCACCACCAGGACCUCAUCUCGCAGGCACAGAGUCUCCCGGAAAUCUGUGAACGUUUCAAACAGAUGACCCAUGGGGAGUAUGUUGAGGACUGCCACACCUUCAUGCAGAAAAUCUUUAUGGAACCAGGAAGUCUCUCUAUGGCUACAAUCAAUGAACUCCGGGAGAUCUGUAGGAAUCGCAUUGUUACUGGUUAAAAAAAUAAAAACUUUGAUUCACAAUAAAAGAUAAACAUGGAUGUACAGUUUGAGACAGAUGUAAUAAAUCUACAUCAGAGUUGAAAAUCUAUUAUUUACAGUGUGGGAUAAGGUUAAACUGAAUAUCAGGAUUUCUGUAAUUGUUUAGAAAAAGUUGAAAAUUAGUUGUAGAUUAAACAGCUUUUUAUUGACAUGCUCUCUGGAAUGCGUUCCUGAAAACAAUGCCAUUUCUCUACCUUAAUGCC
Molecule: messenger RNA, 1313 nt
Organism: Xyrauchen texanus (razorback sucker)
Lineage: Eukaryota; Metazoa; Chordata; Actinopteri; Cypriniformes; Catostomidae
Gene: grtp1b
Product: growth hormone regulated TBC protein 1b
Exons: 8
Coding region: 22-1068 (348 amino acids)
Source: RefSeq, a predicted model, not a curated record